Hansenula ciferrii is the source of this 1335-nucleotide messenger RNA. It is a transcript of the gene REH1, whose product is annotated as Reh1p. The transcript has a single exon. Lineage: Eukaryota; Fungi; Ascomycota; Saccharomycetes; Phaffomycetales; Wickerhamomycetaceae. Gene Ontology annotation, biological process: ribosomal large subunit biogenesis. Bases 1 to 1335 code for a protein of 444 amino acids. Gene Ontology annotation, cellular component: preribosome, large subunit precursor. The record is from RefSeq and is a predicted model, not a curated record.
AUGUCAUCAUCAUAUUUCAAAUGUAACUCAUGUGCUAUUCAGUUCCCAAACUCUGAUUCUCAAAGAUAUCAUAUGAAAACAGAAUGGCAUAGAUAUAAUCUUAAAAGAAGGGUGGCACAACUUGCUCCAAUUGAUGCUACAUUGUUUGCUGAUUUAAAGCAAAGAGCUGAACAAUCAAAACAAUAUGAAGAAGAAACUGAUGAAUUUGGAUUCAAAAUCAUUAAAGAAAGACAACCAAAGAAAUUCCAUAUCAAUCAAAGAAAUAGAGUUGAUACUUUAAGAGGUAGAGCUGCUGCUCAUGUUGCUUCUUCUUCCAAUACUAAUGGUAUAGCUAGAGAAGUGAGUCCUGCAAGUACAGUUGCAUCUGGUCUUUCAAGUUUUUCACUUGGAGAAUCUGUUUAUAGUCAUCCUGCUACACAUACUGAUGUUGAUAGUGAUUAUGAAUUAUCUUCACAAGCUGGUACUGAUCCAAGUUAUGCCCCUUCUGGGGAUGAAGAUAAUGAAGAAGAUGAAGACGAUGAAGAAUUUGAUAGAAUUUCUCAUCAUGAUGCUGACUUAUUACAACCAAUUACAAGUUGUAUAUAUUGUGGUGUUCCACAUCAUGAUAUUGAAACUAAUCUGAAUCAUAUGUUCAGAAAUCAUGGAUUAUUUAUACCUGAAAGAAGUUAUUUGGUUGAUUUAAAAGGUUUAUUAGAAUAUUUGAUUUCAGUUAUUGUUAUUGAUAAUGAAUGUUUAUGUUGCAGUUUUAAAGGAAGAAGUUUAGAAAGUAUAAGAGCUCAUGUCACAUCAAAAGGUCAUUGUCGUCUACCCUAUGAAACUAGGGAAGAAAGAGCUGAAUUUGAGAGGUUUUAUGAUUUCUCUUCAAUUGAUGAACAACCUGAAAAAACCAAGACUACAAAGAGUAUAAGCUUUUCAAACUCUGAAGGUCCAGAAAGUCAAGACGAAGAUGAUAAUGAAGAUGAUGAAUCAAAUGAUAGAGAUUUGGCUCUAGUAUCCACCACCACUAGUGAAAACAGUAAUAGUGAUGAUUAUACCAUAGCUCAUAUUGAUCCAUUAGACUCAGAACUAGCAUUACCUAAUGGUAAUCGAUUAGGUCAUAGACAGCACCAAAGAAUUUAUAGACAAAAUAUUCAUUUACCUAGAGAACCAACAGAUGGUCAAUUAACUGUAUCAAAUGCUGAUAGAAGAUUAGCAACAUUACCUUCCUUACAUGAACAAAAACAAGUUAAACAUAUUAGACAAAUUGAACAAAAGGAGAAAAGCACACAUAUCCGCCGUGAAGUUAAGCGUGUUAAUUUCCAACCUCAUUUCAGAGAUCAAAUGUUAGGUGGUUAG